AUGGAUUGCGACGCCCCCACUCAUGACGGCAAUGGGUACUCUCUGUCGCCAGCGACAGACCUCUUAGCUGAGAAGCAAGACUUGACUCAAACCGAAGACUGGAACCGUGUCGAGGGGUGGUUCCAGAAGCUCCAUGCUCCGGGCUUUGGACGACCCAGCGACGCAGAUGAGCUUUCAGCGUCUCCGGACGGGAAACAGAUUGCCUUCACAUCCACCACUCGGUUAUCACUUGAGAAAACUCGGAGACGUAUACACCUGAUUGAUCUGGGCGAUGGCAAUACUGGCCAAAAGCAAUAUGCAUUGAGAGCGGUGACACAAGGUCCCAAUGAAGACAAGAAGCCGAAGUGGUCUCCAGACAACCGUCGGCUGGCAUUCUUAUCCGACCGCCGGCGCAAGGGUCACUUCCAGCUCUACGCGCUGGAUGUCGGAGGUCUCGUGGGAGAAGCGUACCCUUUGGCCUCGAGCAUCCUCGACGGCGUGGUGGAAGACUUUGAAUGGUCACCGGAUGGAACGUCUUUGCUGCUCAGGCUGGCGGCGUGGGGUCUGCCCAAAUCCGGGUUUGAAGGCUCCGGAACGUUGGCUCCUAGCGAUGAGAGCUCCCCUGCGUGGAUGCCCACUGUCAAACACGGUACACCGGGGUCCCACCUCCGGACGCUCUGGCUGCUUGACGUUGCCUCCCAAAAGGCACGACAGGUCAGUCAGGCCGGAAGGAAUGUGUGGAGAUUCACGUGGGCAGGCAAACGCCACGCAUUUGCUCUGGUCAGCGACGGGCCAAGCGAGGGUGAGUACAAGUACUCCUCGGUCGUACGAAUGUCGCUUGAGGACGGGUCGGAAACCACUCUACGACAGCACGAGGGCAUGCUGUUAGGAGAACUUGCGUCGCCCUUCUCCGGGGCCAAGGUGGCUUUUCCUGAAGCUGAGGGAGGAGAUCGGAGCAAAGUCGCCGGCCCCCUGGUCUGCAUAGAUGUGGCCACUCAACAAAAAACCGCCCUCCCUUCCCAAAAUGUCGAUGUUCACGCGCUCACCUGGCUGGAUGAAGACAAAGUGCUCAUCAUGGGCCUUCGAGGGCUCGACUCGGUCAUGGUGGAGGUAGAUGUCACGUCGAAACAGGCUCGAGAGUUGUGGUCCACUCCCGACACAUGCGGCUCUUCGUUUCCCACCAUGUGUCUGGUGCCCGGUCGUGGCAUCGCCGUUGUCCGCCAUGGCUGGAAGCUCGCGCCGGAGAUCGGAUUGAUCGACGGCCAAUUCACGUACCACCCGAUUCACUCCUUCGACCACCCCGGCUCCAUCUGGCUCCGCGAGCAAUUUGGCCCGAGCGAAACAAUCACCUGGAAGUCGACCGAUGGCGUUGAAAUCCAGGGGUUUCUCUAUCGCCCGGCCCAGGGUUCGGCACCAUUCCCAACGAUUCUAAACGUCCACGGCGGCCCUUUCAGUGCCUUUUCCAGUUCCUGGAUGGGGUACCGACCGUGGGUCGCCUUCCUGGUGGCACAUGGCUACGCCGUCUUCAGCCCCAACCCUCGCGGUUCCGUCGGACGUGGCAGCAAGUUCGCCGCCGGCGUCAAGGGCGACCUGGGCGGAGGCGACGCACGAGAUCUCCUCAGUGGGGUUGACCAUCUGGUGGGAAAAGGCCUCGCCGAUCCUCGCCGUCUGGGGGUCAUAGGAGGUAGUUACGGCGGGUACAUGACGGCCUGGCUGACGACCAUCACCACCCGCUUUUCGGCCGCCAUCCCCAUUUCUCCCGUCACCGAUUGGAGGCUGCACUGGCAGUCGAGCGAUCUACACCAAGACAUUCUCGACGACGGCCUCUAUCGACGCGACAGUCUCUUUGAGACACGCAGUCCGCUACAACAUGUCCACAAAGUCAAAACACCCACGUUGCAGCUGGUAGGGACACAGGACAGUUGCACCCCGCCAGCCCAGGCUCACUACUAUCACGUCGCACUCACUCACCACGGCGUCCGGUCGGCGAUUGUCGAGUAUCCUCUUGAAGGGCACGGCAUCAGACACUUCCCAGCCUUGAUCGACGCUUGUGUAAGGAUGCUGAGCUGGUUCGGUACUUUUGUCACCAAAGCCGAGUGA
Molecule: messenger RNA, 2079 nt
Organism: Capronia coronata CBS 617.96
Lineage: Eukaryota; Fungi; Ascomycota; Eurotiomycetes; Chaetothyriales; Herpotrichiellaceae
Exons: 1
Coding region: 1-2079 (692 amino acids)
Biological process (GO): proteolysis
Molecular function (GO): serine-type endopeptidase activity
Source: RefSeq, a predicted model, not a curated record